Messenger RNA from Propithecus coquereli (Coquerel's sifaka), 1393 nucleotides. It is a transcript of the gene SACK1A, whose product is annotated as family with sequence similarity 83, member A. The transcript has 4 exons. NCBI's taxonomy places the organism in Eukaryota, Metazoa, Chordata, Mammalia, Primates, Indriidae. The coding region runs from base 89 to 1393 and encodes 434 amino acids. Gene Ontology annotation, biological process: epidermal growth factor receptor signaling pathway. The record is from RefSeq and is a predicted model, not a curated record.
GGAGCCCCGCUCCUCCGCGGUGUGGCCCACCAGCUCCGCACAUCCCACAGAGCCCGAGAGCCCCACCGCAGCCCAGGGACAGGGCAGCAUGAGCCGGCCCAGGCACAUGGGCAAGAUCCGGAAACGCCUGGAAGAUGUCAAGAGUCAGUGGGUCCGGCCAGCCAGGGCUGACUUCAGCGACAAUGAGAGUGCUCGGCUGGCCACCGAUGCCCUCUUGGAUGGGGGUCUUGAGGCCUACUGGCGGGUGCUCAGCGAGGAGGGCGAGGUGGACUUCUUGUCCUCGGUGGAGGCCCAGUACAUCCAGGCCCAGGCCAAGGAGCUCCCAUGUGCCCCAGACCCCCCUGGAGGGGCCGAGACAGGCCCUAAGGGACUCGACUCCUGCUCCCUGCAGUCGGGCACCUACUUCCCCGUGGCCUCGGAGGGCAGUGAGCCGGCCCUGCUGCACACCUGGGCCUCCGCUGAGAAGCCCUAUCUGAAGGAGAAGUCCAGUGCCACCGUGUACUUCCAGACGGACAAGCACAGCAACAUCAGAGACCUCAUCCGCCGCUGCAUCGCCCGGGCCAGCCAGGUCCUGGUCAUCCUGAUGGAUGUGUUCACAGAUGUGGAGAUCUUCUGUGACCUUCUAGAGGCAGCCAACAAGCGCGGGGUGUUCGUCUGUGUGCUCCUGGACCAGGCGGGUGUGAAGCUCUUCCAGGAGAUGUGUGAUAAAGUCCAGAUCUCUGACAGCCAUCUCAAGAACAUUUCCAUCCGGAGUGUGGAGGGAGAGGUGUACUGCGCCAAAUCAGGCAGGAAAUUCGCAGGCCGAAUCCGGGAGAAGUUCAUCAUCUCAGACUGGAGAUUCGUCCUGUCUGGAUCGUACAGCUUCACCUGGCUCUGCGGACACGUCCACAGGAACAUCCUCUCCAAGUUCACGGGCCAGGCGGUGGAGCCGUUUGACGAGGAGUUCCGCCACCUCUACACCUCCUCCAAGCCCAUCAUGGGCCUGAAGUCCCCAAGGCUGGCCGCCCCGCUCCUUCCCGGAGCCAGCCGCAGCCUCCCCAGUGGCUGCCUCAGCAGCAGCCGCUCCGCCAGCGACCGCACGUCCUCCGACCCCUUCAGCAGCCCGUCGACGGGCAGCAAUCCCCACAACCAGAGUGUGUCCACAUCCUCGGGGCCUGGCAGUCCUGGGACCCCAAACCCACCUCCACCGCCCCGGUUUCAGCCCUACCAGGGGCCUUGGGGAGCCCUAACUCCCCCAGCCCACUUCUGCCCCCGGCCCCACGAUGGCCCGCUCACCCCCUACAGCAACCUCAAUGCCUACAGGCCCACGCGGCUACAGCUGGAGCAGCUCGGCCUGGUGCCUAGGCUAGCCCACACCUGGAGGCCCUUUCUGCAGGCCUCACCUCAUUUCUGA